UGAUAUUUCAGAGUCUUUCUUUACUUAAUCGGAUGGUGCGAUUCCAAAAUAAAAGGAUUUUGACUAUAUUCUGCCUUUUUAUACGACUAUAUAUAUUUAGAUCCAAGGGUCCAUAAAAUAACACGAUAUAGAUCCAAAAGUUGUUAUUUUUUUUUAGUAACGUUCUUACUUAAUUGACCAAAAUGGGGAAUUAAUUAUUUAAAUGAUGAGUGGUGAUAAUGAUUUCUUAGUAGUACUAUGCCGUCUAUAUCGACACAUGGCGUUAUAUAAACACAAGCCUCACAUUUGAGAAAGAACAAAACACAUUUGCUUGUGUAGCCAUCACAAAAUCUCUCUCUACAUAAACACAAGCCUCACGCCAGAGAAAGAACAAAACACAUUUGUUUGUUUUGCCAUCACCAAAUUUAUCUAUUUCCCUCUCCCUCCCGCCUGCUAUAAUCAUAGUCAUGAUGAGAGUUACGGUGUCUAGGUCACACACAGUUGCGUCUUACUGUCUGGUGGCACUACUGAUCCUAACACUGGCGGGAUCGGUUAAAAACAGCCACGGAGGUGGUCGGAGAGAGAAUUUUCGAGCAGCGGGGAGAGGAAGAAACUGUGAGGUUUGGAGAGGGAAGCAAAUGAUGGAGAGGCCAUGUGAGGAGUUAUACGUAGUAGGGGAAGGAGAUACGCUUCACAGCAUCAGCGAAAAAUGCGGCGACCCGUUUAUCGUGGAGCGUAACCCGCAUAUCCAUGACCCGGAUGAUGUCUUCCCGGGUCUCCUCAUCAAACUUCACAUUAACCUCCCUCAAUAAGUCAUAACAAGUUCGUUUUCUGUACAUUAUGGUUACAUAUAUAUCUCCUGUUUUUUUUCUUGUACGUUUUGGUUUUUGAAUGAAUAACUUGAACAUUUCUUUUUUACUGAAUUGUUUUUAUAUGUUUGGCACAAACAAAGACCGAUACACUUUUGGAUUUGUUCUUGUUAAAAACUUUCUUUUGUCAUCUGGGUAAAAAGCGGAUAAAGCCAAAGAGACUAAGAACAGAGUACCGAAAUUCAAAAACAGAGCCAGACAAGGCAAAUUGAGAACAGAGCCAAACAUGACAACUAAAAACCAACCGUGGCCUCAGCAUGGAAUCUAUUGAGCAGCCAAGCUGGACCACGUAAGAGUGAAAAUGAUGUUUUUGGCAAAAACAUCUAUUGCAAGUGAAUUGGAUUUGCUUGGCAGCCUUACAAUCUGAAGCUACGUCCACUUCCAUAAGAUGAAGAUUUCUCAAACUUUGGACAGCCCAAAGAAUAUUUGGCAGCUCCACAUUCUACAAUAAUCUGAUUUCCUGAGGUGAAGGCACUCCCGUGCCAAGCUGUUCGCGGAUAUCUCUUCUCUUGUAUCUUUUUUUUUUUUUUUCCUUUCGUAGUAUGUUCUCCUCCAUAAAACUUUAAAACUAUAAAUCAGAUCAUUUAGUUCUUUUCACCAAUCUUCAUAAUAUCUAGUUUGAUAACUCUUGUAACGUUUCUAUCUGAUCAUUAUAA
This is a messenger RNA of Arabidopsis lyrata subsp. lyrata, 1504 nucleotides long. RefSeq lists its product as uncharacterized. Bases 447 to 791 code for a protein of 114 amino acids. NCBI's taxonomy places the organism in Eukaryota, Viridiplantae, Streptophyta, Magnoliopsida, Brassicales, Brassicaceae. The transcript has a single exon. The record is from RefSeq and is a predicted model, not a curated record.